UUUUGAACGGGGGUCAAGAUGGCGGAGGAGAGCGGCUUAAAGCACCGGAAUCACACCGGACAGAACUGCAGGAACAGCCGGUAUAGAGAAGGAGAUGCUGAGGAGCAGUGAGUUUCAGUCUCUGAUGUUUCUGAUCCGGGACUGGAGUUACCCGUAUGAGCAUCCUUACGGUCUGGAGGGAGGAAACCAGUUCCUGGAGAAGCGUCUGCAGGUAACGCAGAAUCAGCACGAGGAGCUGCAGAGCGUCAGGAAACACAUCCACUCCUGCUUCUCCAGCAUCAGCUGCUUCCUGCUGCCGCACCCGGGGCUCAGAGUGGCCACUAACCCACGCUUCGAUGGACGCUUACGGGUGCAGGUGUGUGGCGGCGAGCGUCCCUACAUGUCUCCGUCUGCUCUGGAUCUCCGCCAUGGUGAGCUGAAGCAGGUGUGUGUGUGUCAGUUCCGCUCCGUCAAGAAGAUGGGUGGAGAAGAGUUCAGCCGACGCUACCAGGAGCAGCUGGAGCAGGAGCUGGAGGAGUGCUACGCUAGCUUUAGCAAACACAACCAGGGCAAGAACAUCUUUCUAGCGGCGCGUACGCCGGCGGCGCUGCUCGCCCUGAUGCUGCUGCUGUACGCGUCGGCGCUGAUAGCGGGCUGUGUGGGCAUCAGUACACUAGCGGUGCUCUGUGACCUGCUGCUAGCCGCCGCGCUGCUCUCGCUCUGCGUCUGGACCUACAGCAGAUACUCCGGAGAGUUCCGCGAGAUCGGCGCCGCCAUCGACCGUCUGGCCGAGACACUCUGGGAGCAGAGGACGCCCAGGAAGGUCCUCUCCAAGCUGAUGGAGGUGUUGCGGAGCCGGCUGCGGCUGAAGCCCACCCCCAGACAGAGACUGCCCUCCAAUAACAACCUCAAGAAGAGGAAGUAGAUCCGCGUCUGCGCUGACGUCACUUCCUGCAGACGCUGAGCGCCAGCAGUGCUACGGUAACACUAGCGGCGUUAGCAGAGCUAGCGCUGAACUCAGAGACUCUCUGCUGCUGCGCUCCUCCACCCAUCCACACGCUGAUCUCUGUACAGAUUUUAAACUCCAGCAUGACCAUCCACAGCGUUUUCUACACGCUGCUUUUGUAGCAGGACAAACCAUGGAGUCAUCCUCAUCUGCAGGACUACCACACACACACACACACACACACACACACACACACACACACACACACACUUAGUUUUAUACGUCUCCAUUCCUCUGCUCUGAGCUUCAUCAUUCCGGAAUGUUCAGUCGUCUUCAUCAUGAUGUUUCUUUAAUUUAUUUUGGAAUUUGAUUAAAAUGGGUCACUGUA
Molecule: messenger RNA, 1313 nt
Organism: Danio rerio (zebrafish)
Lineage: Eukaryota; Metazoa; Chordata; Actinopteri; Cypriniformes; Danionidae
Product: zgc:158270
Cellular component (GO): endoplasmic reticulum membrane
Molecular function (GO): GTP binding; GTPase activity
Source: RefSeq, marked validated